Molecule: messenger RNA, 2333 nt
Organism: Cyprinodon variegatus (sheepshead minnow)
Lineage: Eukaryota; Metazoa; Chordata; Actinopteri; Cyprinodontiformes; Cyprinodontidae
Gene: ppp1r11
Product: protein phosphatase 1 regulatory inhibitor subunit 11
Exons: 3
Coding region: 221-592 (123 amino acids)
Cellular component (GO): nucleus
Molecular function (GO): protein serine/threonine phosphatase inhibitor activity; protein phosphatase 1 binding
Source: RefSeq, a predicted model, not a curated record
UCCGGUUGAGUCGGGUUAAUUUGUUUUGCAGCUUGUGUUGCCUCCAGCUCCUGCCUGUAACGCCCCGCGGUGUCUCUGGCUCUAACCUCAUCGUUUACUCUCCAGUGUGUGACUUGGUGACUGCAGGUCGGUCUCAGCUGGUCUCCUUUAACCUCGGCGGGAGCCGGACUGCAGUGGGUUAGCCUAUUUGAAGAAGCUAACGUUAGCGUUAGCCGCAGGGAUGGCGGAGGUUCCCGGGACAUCCAGUGAGACGAUAACGGAGACUGUUCAGACGAACACGCCGCCGCCGCCACAGCAGGAGGGACGAAGCUUGACAAUCAAGUUGAGGAAGAGGAAGACUGAGAAGAAGGUGGAGUGGUCGAGCGACACAGUUGAUAACGAGCACCUGGGAAGAAGAUCAUCUAAGUGUUGCUGUAUUUAUGAAAAGCCCCGGCAGUUCGGAGAAUCUUCCUCUGAAAGCGAGGGAGACGACGAUGACGAAGGCUGCGGCAGUGCCAACUGCAUCCUGGGUCAUAGCAGGAAAGGACAUGGACAGAGGCCUGAUGGCGGGAGCACAGCACCCCCCAACUCUGGAGGGACGCACCGCCAUUAAUGUGCAACUCAGUGUAUUCGGGUGGGGGGGGUUAAACAUUAAAAACGGCCCUGCUGUUUUAGUUUAGUUUCCCCAGCGAGCCUCAGACAGACCUGAGGUCAGAAAGUUCCAGCUGCUGGAGCGCAUCAUGAUGGAAGUUUACCAAUUUAAAUCUGUUGUUUUCAGAAGCAGCUUAGUUUGAAAUGAAAAACUUGUUUUAAAACAAAUAAUUAAGACGAUAGAUGGUCAGGGCUCUAUGCUGUCACCCUGGAGCUCCAGGCUUUAUAUGGCUGCUACACUUUCAUGCAUGAUUAUUCCGGCACACUUUCAAGUUUUCAUUUUUUAUUACUUAAUUCUUAAUUUUCCCAAUUUGAUUAUGAAUUUCCCGCAAAUUUGACAAUUGUAUGGUUAUAAAUUGAGAUAAAGAGGAAUGACUUGAUUUCCAGCUUAUCUACAUUUAAAUGCGAUGCUAGAAAUCUCAGAAGCUAUUUUUAGGCUCUGGUAGACUGAUUAUAAUCUUCUUAAAACGCAGCUUUUUUUUAUUGUCUUAAGAUGUUUAAAAGUUCUUCUGCAGAUGUAAAAGCUCUCCGCUCUUCUCCAGCAGCUCUUUGGACUUUCUGACUGUAAGCUGUCGUUGAAGCAAAGCAUGAUGGGAGAUAGGCGCUGCAUUUUACACUGAUGCUUUGUGAUCAGCUUCAUGUUGGUCGUUCACAUUAGAACAUGAAGAUUUACUUUGCAAUUCCACCAGAAUGACUCGAGGCGUGCAGAGACCUUUAAUAUUGUGAUCAGUAUUUAAAAACGGCGGAUUCUCUGGGGACUGCCGGACACAAAACCACAUUUAACUUCAUUAAAAUUCUCACGGAAGUGUUUAUUUUCUCUUUAGGUUUUAGGAAGUGUUUCAUAUUCACCUGCAAAGAUUCAAAUAGUUCUUUUAUAUCCACUUUCAAAAUGAAUUUACCAAGAGAAAACUGACUUGGUUCUCCCGCCUAAGAUCAAAUCUCUGCAGAGAAUUUCAGUUCCCCGCUUUUCCACAUGGCGCUGAUCUUCUGUGUUAAAGUCGUCGAUCCGAUUUUGUUUUCUGAUGACCAGGUUUCCUGGGACUGUUGUCAUAGCAACUGGACCAUGAAAACCUCUGAAAAGGUGUGCAUUUUCCCUAAAGAUUAAAGACCAGGUUUUCUUGUGGCAUCAAGCUACUGAUUCAUAGAAGUUGAUCCCAAACUGCAACAGAAAAGCUUUGAGAAUCAAAAGAAAAAGUUUUUAAAGAGGCGAACUGCUUGAUUCAGACCAGAACACUGACCGUCCCUUUACUGCUGACAAUCUGUUUCAGUUUUACGGUAAAACGAUGCUGGAGAAAAUGGAUUCUAAUUCUUUUUAUAUGCUAAAAUAAACGUCUGUGAUGCUAAAAUGAUGAAAGCUAGCGUUAGCCGAGUUUAACCUACUGCCAUAUAACUUCAGCCAAAUGCACACAGCAGGUUUAACUUGCCUGUUUAGCUUUGUGUUUGUGAAAUCAGCGAUGUUAACCGGUCCCAAAUACCCAGUGAGCCGAUGGCGGCAUUAAUCUGCUGUCAUUUUAUAACCAUGAUUCACCUCAGAAUGAUUUCAAUCCUGAACCAUCACUCAUUUCCUGUUUGAUAAAAGUUUAAAUUAAUCUAAGAUCGACGUGAGUCCUGCUGGGUUUAAAACAAUUAGCUGAAUAUUUUUCCGGAUUUUCAAAGACAGGAUGAUUGGCAAAAAAAAUGCUUAUGUUUCAUCGUUUUAGGAC